UUUUAAAGUCAUACAGAGAAAAGAGUCAUUUUUAUAAAAAAAAUAGAUUUGAUUUUCUUUAUCUCUCUCUCUUUAUUUCUUUCGUCUCUCUUUUAUUUCCAAAAAAACCACAAUAUAUUAUAGAUGGAGUCGUUAAUUAAACAUUCCCGAGAAGACGGUUUACUAGAGCCAAAUAAUAUGGAUAAUGGCUCUACUAGUAAACUGCACCAUAGAAGACAGGCCUCUCGUGGACUAGAGAUCAAUACAGACUUAUCAAAAACCAACGCUUUCUUUAAUACCAGCAAUAUCCCCACACCGCGACCACCUCCAUCGAUCACUCGAAAAAUAUCAAUCAAGCAAAAUAAUACGCAUACCCCUAUUGUCGACUAUGAGGAAACAGCAACACCAAACCAUCAUGAGAGUUACGCUAAUCGUCUUCGAAACCUCGUGGCUGCUACACGUCAAGCCUCUGUAGCACCAGCACCAGCACCUAUACCCCAGUACUUGUCCAUGAAAAAACCAGAAACUGAAGAACCAUCGCCUACGAUAACCAGUUUCUCCGAAGACGAAAUUAUGGCCCUUCCAACACCACGACCGAGUAACUCGGGAGAGAUAAAAAAGAAACUUCCUCUCGCAAAGAAACCAGAAGAACUACCUGUGAUUAUGUCCUGUCUCAGUCCCUCUAUUUCAAAUGAAACACCCAGUCUCUCGGAUGAACCGAUGCUUGGGGAUUAUGUUGAGCCUAUCAAAAGAGAGCAACAAUACAAAUACAGCACUAAAAUAAGUCAUGUGAUGGACGAGGAGAUUAUUGGAAAACAGAUUGGCUCCUUUAGGAUAAGUAAACUAUUGGGGGUUGGAGCAUUUUCAAAAGUCUAUGUUGGGCAUCAUCAAGAAAAGGAUCAAUUUUAUGCAGUAAAGACAAUACAGAAAGGCAAAGUAUUGAACGACCCAAGAGUUAGAUCAAGUAUAGAAAGAGAGAUUGGCAUAUUAAAGUAUAUCAAUCAUCCCAAUAUUGUUCAUCUAGAAGCCACAAUGGAAACAGAGCAUAUCAUGUGUAUUGUCCUAGAAUAUGUGGAAGGAGGAGAACUCUUUGAUUUCGUUCAAAAGAUGCAUUAUCAAUCACGUCUGAGUCAGCAAAAGGUCAAUGAGUCGACGAUCAAGCAUCUGUUUUUACAAUUGGUCAAGGCAGUCAAGUGGCUACAUGAGCAUCACAUUGUUCAUCGAGACCUGAAGCUUGAGAACAUUUUAAUUCACAGAGAACAGGAUGAUCAAAUCAUUCUGAAAAUAACAGAUUUUGGUCUCGCUCGAGUGGUUGAUCCUGAAUCACCUUUAUUGACAACUCGUUGUGGAAGUGAAGAGUAUGCUGCUCCAGAGAUUGUACAAAGCAAAGGAUACGAUGGACGAAAAACGGAUGUGUGGGCAUUGGGUAUUAUCCUCUACGCUCUCUUGGUUGGCUAUUUACCUUUCCGCUAUGAUCCUGGUAAACAGGAGCGCGUGUCUCAACUGUUCUACCGUAUCGUCAAAGCAGAGGUCAAGUGGCCUACGGAUGAACUCUCUGAGAUAAGUCAGGAAGCAAAAUAUGUCGUAUCAAAAAUACUAGAACGAGAUCCAGACAAGCGAAUCCAUAUCAAUGAUAUUGAACAUUUACCUUGGUUUAACCUUUAACUUCAUAAAUAUAUAAUAUACCAUUUCAUUCAUCAAAACAGUCUUAUCUUUUCAUACUGAGGAAUCUAUCAUCGUCCAUUUAAGCGGUCCGAUAAGCAUAUACAGAGACUAAUAUUUCAGAAAUGUUGAUUGACACUAUCAAAAUAAACUCUAUACUAUAAACUGUAGCUGCAUUAAAAAAGCUGUUUGGGUAUGAUUGAAUAUGGAAGUUUUGCAUGAAGGAAAUAACGUCAUUUUUGUUACACUAAACAAGCUUAAAUAGAGAGAGAAAAAAAAAAAAGAAA
Rhizopus microsporus ATCC 52813 is the source of this 1928-nucleotide messenger RNA. RefSeq names its product Pkinase-domain-containing protein. Gene Ontology annotation, biological process: peptidyl-serine phosphorylation; autophagy. The transcript is spliced from 5 exons. Lineage: Eukaryota; Fungi; Mucoromycota; Mucoromycetes; Mucorales; Rhizopodaceae. The coding region runs from base 178 to 1644 and encodes 488 amino acids. Gene Ontology annotation, molecular function: ATP binding; protein serine/threonine kinase activity. The record is from RefSeq and is a predicted model, not a curated record. Gene Ontology annotation, cellular component: cytoplasm.